GAACUCUUCCAAGUCAAGGAGACCUCGAUCUGCCGGUGUAACAACAAUGGCAGUGUUCAGUGCACAGGUGCUUCUGGCAGUAACAAGAUCAAGGGGAUCUUACCUGCUGUCUAAGAGGCACAGCUGCUGCCCUCUCCCCUCCACAGCCUACGUCCACCACAACCUGGACCCCCCCAGCCGCCUGUCGUUCUUACCCUCCCUCAGCCAUUCCAGGUCUGGCUACCCUCACUGUGUUCGGCUCCAUGGUUUCAAGAACCACAGCACCACCCUGCUGGCCAGAUCUCUGCACAGUUCCUGUGUCUGGCUGCAGGACACCAAGGCCCCUGUCACCCCAGCCCAGGAUGACCACCCAGGGACGUUUAAGAAUGGCCCCCCUACACCCCAACCUCCAGUCCCUGCUCCUGCUGCUGCCACUGUUGUGGCUGCAGCUGCCCCUACGGUCCAGGUAGUAAGGAAAUCUAUUGGCCAGAGGAUAGUGGAUGAGCUGAAACACUACUACAAUGGCUUCAGGUUGUUGGGAAUUGAUACCAAGAUUGCAGGGAGGAUGGUGUGGAGACUGCUGCACGGACAACUGCUCUCACGCAGGGAGAGGAGACGGCUGAUGAGGACAUGUGCUGACCUGUUCCGCCUGUUGCCCUUCAUGGUCUUCAUCAUCGUUCCCUUCAUGGAGUUCCUGCUUCCUGUCUUCCUCAAGCUCUUCCCUGAGAUGCUGCCCUCCACUUUCGAGACCGAGACCAAGAAGGCACAGAAGCAGAAGAAGGGUCUGGCUGCUAAGCUGGAGCUGGCUAAAUUCCUCCAGGAGACCAUAGCAGAAAUGGCCAAGAGGAACAAGACCAAGGCUCUGACAGAGGACGAGACGCAGCGCUUCUCCACCUACGUACAGAAGGUGCGUCACACAGGGGAGCAGCCCACCACUAAGGACAUCGUUAAGUUCUCCAAGCUGUUUGAAGACGAAUUAACGCUGGAGCAUCUAGAGCGCCCCCAGCUGGUGGCCCUGUGUAAGCUGCUUGAGCUCCAGCCCAUAGGAACCAAUAACCUGCUCCGCUUCCAGCUGAUGAUGCAGCUGAGAACCAUCAAAGCAGACGACGAGGUGAUCGCCACUGAGGGUGUGCCUGCUCUGAGUGUGUCAGAGCUGCAGGCAGCGUGUCGUAGCAGAGGGAUGAGGUCACUGGGUCUGACCACUGACCAGCUACGCCAACAGAUGCAACAGUGGUUGGACCUGCACUUGAAGGAGAACGUCCCUCCCUCUCUGCUGCUGCUCUCCAGAGCUAUGUACUUGACUGACGUCAAACCCAUUAUACCCGUCAUACCCCCUGUACCCAAACUAGAGAAGGCCACUCCUCUAGCUGAGACCCCACAGGGAACAACAGCCUCCUCCUCAGACUUACUAGUGGACCCAGCUCUGGUCAUCAAAGACAGGCUGGUGGAAGAGGUUAGAGACCAGGCUGCCAUCGUCUCAGACAAACCUCCCACCCCUGCCCAGAUUGUUCAGGCCGAAGAAGCAAAGGCGUCCCAGAAGAGCAAGAUAAGUGUCAACGGAGUGUGAGGAGGACUGAAAGGGCUUGACCGGACCCCACAACCCUGUGUCCUCAGGGUUGAGGGGGGCUAUCAAUCAAGCUUAUCUACACCAAGAGGGAUCAGUCAACCCAAUCACCCCUCUGCCCCCCUUAACACCUUCUCCUUAUCCCAAAGACCAGGGGGGCGUGAGACUGUAUCCCCCGUCCUCACUGUCUAGCCAAUGGGGGCUCGCUGUGUGAUGAAAAGGUCAUAAGAUCAUCACAUGAUAAUGUCAUUAGACCAGACAACGCUUGGCUAAAAUGCCACUUUGCUCAGGAUCAGACCUCUGGCUACACCUGGAGUGAGGGCUGCUGGCAGGGGUUUAAAAUGGGACACCCACCUCUGCUUUGUCUGAAUAGUCUCUGGUUCUUUUCGCCUGCAUCUAUUUGGUUUACAUGUAAUGCACUCCAUCCAUUUGGGUUUCACACUCCAUUUCAGCAGGACACUGUUACGUAAACUCUGUUAUGUAAAAUUCCCUCAACUGGGAUUACCUUUCGUUUUGUUUUAGGGAUCACAGUUACCCAGUGAUGUAACAAAUAUUAUGUCCUUGAAGAGUAGACUCAUCCUCUCAAGAUGUACCGUUUGGCCCAGUGUUCUGGUUGGUUGGUUUUGGUGUAACUUUAGUCUGUUUCACUUCCGGUUGCAUUGAGACCUAGCCUGGUCUCAGAUUCAUUAGGUGCUGAAGCUGAAUCCUCUUGACUAGAAACACCGCAAAUGCGAAAGCAGGGGGUGGCUGUGGUGUGUUAGGGGUCACCUGCUGGCUUUGAACCAUUCUUCAAGGUGUGUUUUCUCUUAGUUGGCCCGCUCAUCUCCAGAUCUGGAUCAGACUAACGUAGACCACCAACCCCCUCAUGUAUAUUUGUAAAUACCCUGUAAAUGGUUCUCCGUGUCUGGCAGAAAAGGUACACCUGCUCUGUACGUUGGUUAUGCCACGCCCUCAAGCUCUCCCAACUAAAGAGUUCUAUGAACUUUUACCCUCCUAUUAUUUUGUCUUGUUUGUUGAAUAUUUGAAUCUAAGACGGGCCAACUCUUUACAUUAACUUGCCUUCAUACCAUGAAGUUACUCUCGAACUACUCUGGUAACCAGAAUGUAAUUGUUUAGCUCAAAAUGCUCUUUGCAAAUAAGGUAUAUAAGCAAUGAUUGAUGUGUAAAGGAAAUUGGGUAAAUUGUCUAGCUAGUUACAAUGGUAGUUGCAUUUGAAUUACAACAGAAAAUGUAACACACGUGGUAUCUGUGCAAUUUAUUGUGAAGCGUGACACUACGACUGCGUGGUCCAAUGUCAUUUAGCAGACCCUCUUAUCCAGAGCAACUUACAGGAGCAAUUAGAGUAAAGUGCCUCUGUCGAUGUGCCCUAGUAAGCUCUGGGAAUCAAACGAGUGCCCUUAAUUGUAAGCUAGCGAGAGAGUUCACUCCUGAUACACAGGAGAGGCUGUAGGAGCACCUAAAUCCUGAUAGUCAACACAACUGCCAGUCUGGGGACAAAUGGACUAUACAGUGUAUAUGUUGUGUUAAUGCUCUUCUACUACCCUUGAUUUACACAUUUAAAAGCAAAUACUUGACUGACAGCUAUUGGAAAUGAUCCAUACCCACUGUUAACUCAACUAGAGAAGUGUGUAAAGAGUUUAUUUGAGCGAAACAGCAUGAAAAUGCAGGUUUUGUGAACUCUUAAAGGAUUACACAAGAAAGUGUUAAAUUUUAUUUUGAAAUGUGGUUCUCAAAGAACUUGAAAGAUGGCCGCUAUUUGAUGAUGAACUGCCUAGUACCUAUCCUGCUUACGUAUGUUAACACAAUUAUGUGAUCGAGAAGAUUCUUGGAAGGUUUACCACAUAAACAUAUAGUAUGUG
Oncorhynchus nerka (sockeye salmon) is the source of this 3402-nucleotide messenger RNA. Its product is annotated as LETM1 domain-containing protein LETM2, mitochondrial-like. Gene Ontology annotation, biological process: intracellular monoatomic cation homeostasis. Lineage: Eukaryota; Metazoa; Chordata; Actinopteri; Salmoniformes; Salmonidae. Gene Ontology annotation, molecular function: ribosome binding. Gene Ontology annotation, cellular component: mitochondrial inner membrane. The record is from RefSeq and is a predicted model, not a curated record.